Molecule: messenger RNA, 3315 nt
Organism: Scomber japonicus (chub mackerel)
Lineage: Eukaryota; Metazoa; Chordata; Actinopteri; Scombriformes; Scombridae
Product: NACHT, LRR and PYD domains-containing protein 12-like
Exons: 10
Coding region: 1-3315 (1104 amino acids)
Molecular function (GO): protein binding
Source: RefSeq, a predicted model, not a curated record
AUGACAGCGGUGAACCUCCUUAAGCUUCUGGGAGAUUUAAAAAAUGAAGAUUUUGAGAAUUUCAAGUGGUACCUGAAGUACGAAGAGGUGGACGACAUCCCACCCAUCCAAGAGAGCCGGCUGGAGAUGGCAGAGAUGCGUGAUGUUGUAGAUCUGAUUGUUCAGAAAUAUGAAUUUUCUGGAGCUGUGGAGGUGAUGAAGAUCAUAUUAAAGAAGGUCAACAGGAAUGAUCUAGUGAAGGAAUUGUCAAUCAUCACCUCAGGAGCAGAAGGACCAGUAGAUGCAUCUUCAGGCCCAGCAGCCCCUCUGUCCCUCAGUAAUGAUGAACCAAUCCCACCCACUGAAGGAGCAGCGGAUGCAUCUUCAGGCCCAGCAGCCCCUCUGUCCCCGCCAAAUGAAGCAGCCCCACCAACUGAAGAAGGAGGUUUAUGUAAGGUCACUGUGAGGAGGAGAUGUCAAAAUGUGACUGAAACAAGUGAGGAACCAGGAGGUGAAACCCACUUCAACGAUAUCUACACUGAUGUCUACAUCGCAGAGGGAAGGAGUAACAAGGUUAAUACUCAACAUGAAGUGUGGCAGCUUGAGACAGCUUCCAAGAUGAAGACCCUCAAUGACAUUCCAAUCAAGUGCCAUGACAUCUUUAAAGCCUUACCCAACCAAAGGAAAUACAUCAGAGUCGUUCUGAUGAAUGGUGUCGCUGGUGUUGGAAAAACCUUCACAGUGAAGAAGUUCGCUCUGGACUGGGCAGAGUCCUUGAAAAACCAAGAUAUCAGUCUGCUGAUUCUGCUUCCGUUCAGGGAGCUGAACCUGAUCAAAAAGAAGAAGUACAGUCUGAUCAUGCUGAUCCAUUUCUUCUAUCCAACAUUACAGAUGCUUACAGCAGAGAAGCUCGCUGUCUGUAAAGUUUUGUUCAUCUUUGAUGGCCUGGAUGAAAGCAGACUUUCACUUGAUUUCAUCAACAGGAAGGUUGUGACUGAUGUCACACAGAAAUCGUCAAUCAACGUGCUAUUGACAAAUCUUAUCGAGGGAAAUCUGCUUCCCAUGGCUCUCGUCUGGAUAACUUCCCGACCAGCAGCAGCCAAUCUGAUCCCUCCUUCAUGUGUUGAUAGGGCAACAGAAGUACGAGGCUUCACUGACACCCAGAAGGAGGUGUACUUCGGGAAGAGAUUCAGAGAUGAAGAGCAAUCCAACAGAAUCAUCUCACACAUAAAGACAUCCAGGAGCCUCCACAUCAUGUGUCACAUCCCAGUCUUCUGCUGGAUCACUGCUACAGUUCUGGAGGACAUGUUGACUACAGACCAGAGAGGAGAGCUUCCCAAGACCCUUACUAAAAUGUACUCGCACUUUCUGCUGAUUCAGACAAAGAGGAAGAAGCACAAGUAUGAUGGGAGACAUAAGACCAGUCCACAGGAGCUGACGAAGGCUGACAGGAAACUUCUUCUGAAGCUGGGGAGGCUGGCGUUUGAACAACUGAUGAAAGGAAACAUCAUGUUCUACAAAGAAGACCUGAAGCAGUGUGGUCUUGAUGUCACAGAGGCCUUUGUGUUAUCAGGAUUUUGUACACAGAUCUUCAAAACAGAGGAACUCCAGAAGAAAACAGUCUACAGCUUUGUUCAUCUGAGUGUUCAGGAGUUUCUGGCUGCAGUCUACAUGUACCACUGUUACAUCAGAAAGAACACAAAGGUACUGGAGGACUUCCUGGUAGAAAACUACAAACAUAGUAAAAAAUCUUUCGUUGGGAAGAUUACUGCUUGUUUAGGAACAAGUGGUAGGCAUUAUCCAUCUCUGGAUGUCUUUCUGAGGAGAGCCAUGGGGAAAUCUCUCGGAAGUGAAAAUGGCCACCUGGACCUGUUUGUUCGCUUUCUUCAUGGCCUCUCUCUGGAGUCCAACCACAAUGUCUUAGAAGGCCUGCUGGGUCGGCCAGAGAACAGUCCAGAAAUCAUCCAGAGAGUCAUCAACAACCUGAAGGAGAUGAACACUGAGUAUUUCUCUCCUGACAGAAGCAUCAACAUCUUCCACUGCCUGAUGGAGAUGAACAAUCACUCGGUACAUCAGGAGAUCCAAGAGUUCUUGGAGUCAGAGAACAGAUCAAAGACGGAACUCUCUGUGAUCCACUGCUCAGCUCUGGCCUACAUGCUGCAGAUGUCAGAGGAGGUUCUGGAUGAGUUGGACUUGAAGAAGUACAAUACAUCUUAUGAGGGACAACAGAGACUGAUCCCAGCUAUGAGGAACUGUAGAAAGGCUCGACUUACUCACUGUGGACUCUCAGAUACUGAGUGUGAAGUUGUGGCCUCAGCUCUGAAGGACAACCCUUCCCAUCUGAGAGAGCUGGACCUGAGCUACAACACCCUGUCUGAUUCAGACAUUAAGCUUCUGUGUGCUGGACUGGAAAGUCUAAACUGUAGACUGGAGACUCUGAGAUUGUGUGGCUGCAGUUUGUCAGCGAUCGGCUGUGCUUCUCUAGCCUCAGCUCUGAAGGGUAACCCCUCCCAUCUGAGAGAGCUGGAUCUGAGCUACAACAACUUGCAGAGCUCAGAUGUAAAGCUGCUGCGUGAUCUUAAGGAGAGUCCAGCCUGUAAACUGGAGGUUCUGAGGUUGGAGGACUGCAGUUUGCCAGGGAGCAGCUGUCCUUCUCUGGUCUCAGCUCUGGAGUCAAACACUUCCAAUCUGAGACUGCUGAGUCUGAGAGAAAACAAGCUGCAGGAUUCAGAUGUGGAGCUGCUGUGCACGUUUCUUAAGAGUUCAGACUGUAGAUUGGAGGCUCUGGGAUUGGGGGGCUGCGGUAUGUCAGAGAUCAGCUGUACUUCUCUGGUCUCAGCCCUGAAGUCUAACCCCUCCCAUCUGAGAGUGCUGAAUCUGAGUGAAAACAAGCUGCAGGAGUCAGACGUGGAGCUGCUGCGUGAUUUUCUGAAGAGUCCAGACUGUCGACUGAAGACUCUGCUAUUGAAUGGCUGCAAUCUGACAGAGAUUAGCUGUGCCUCUCUGGUCUCAGCUCUGAAGGACAACCCCUCCCAUCUGGUAGCGCUGUUUCUGAAUAACAACAAGCUGCAAGAUACAGGAGUGGAGCUGCUUUGUGAUUUUCUGAAGGAUCCACAAUGUAAACUGGAGGUUCUGAGGCUGGAGGACUGCAGUUUGUCAAAGAUCAGCUGUGAUCAUCUGGCUGCAGCUCUGAAGGCCAACCCCUCCCAUCUGAAAGGUCUGUUUCUGGAUAAAAACAACCUGAAGGAUUCAGACAUGAAGCAGCUUCCUGAUUUUAAGAAGAGGUCAGUAGAGAGUUGGAGUCAGUCUGUGCUUGUUUCAGCAGCUUUGCAUUAA